This is a messenger RNA of Symbiodinium sp. CCMP2592, 543 nucleotides long. The record is from the annotation of a GenBank genome assembly. Lineage: Eukaryota; Dinophyceae; Suessiales; Symbiodiniaceae.
AUGGUGGAGCCUGCACAUCACGUGAUUGCACGAAAAAAGCUCGCUGUGGGAUGGACAUGGUCUUUGGAAGACAAGGGCUGUGAAGUGCAGGAAGGAAAAGCCGAGUCCUACAACUCGGACUGUGACUCCUUCUGCGUGGUGCGCAACCCGCUUCACCGCUUCCUUAGUCACUGGAGGUGGAGACACGUGCAGGACAAAGCCGAGAAGUGUUCCGCCGAGUUCCUGGAAAAUUACACGAAGGAGAAGCUGACCCGGGCACGCGCACAAGACGUGCUGCUCGAAGACUGCCACUUCGUGCCGCAGGUCCACUACGCCUACAAGAAAGGCGACUCCUCCGGCCCUCGCAUCUGCAAGCACAUUCUCAAGCUCGAGGAGCUCAGAGAAGGUUUCGACCUGCUCAUGGCGAGUUACAACCUGACGAAGGUGAAGCUGGGCACGCGAAAAACUCGCACGAGCCCAGCUUGCAGCAUCACCCCGACAGCAGCAACGCUACAGAUGAUCAAGGAAUUCUAUGCAGAGGACUACAAGGCCUUCGGCUACUGA